Peronospora farinosa is the source of this 1263-nucleotide messenger RNA. The record is from the annotation of a GenBank genome assembly. Lineage: Eukaryota; Oomycota; Peronosporomycetes; Peronosporales; Peronosporaceae.
AUGAACAUGGUGGAUAAGGGCAAGUUGUGGUCGCAGGACCGCGCCAUGUCGGCAGGUGAAUCACCACCGCCACUUCUAAGCCCACUACAGACCGGUCAGAACGAUAUUGCACCCAUUUAUAAGUUUGUAUUAACUGGUGGUCCAUGCGCCGGUAAGACCACAUCGCUUGACCGCCUCUCAACCUUUUUCCGAGACCGUGGCUUUCGAGUGUAUGUCGUUCCGGAAGCUUCGACGUUAUUGCAAACAGGUGGUGCAUUUUUCCUAGAUCUCAAGGAGAAGGAUAUCCUCAAUUUCCAAUGGCAAAUUCUAAAUCUACAGAUUUCGCUUGAAGAUUCUUUCUAUUCUUUGGCUCAGGAUAGUGGCAAACCUUGUGUAAUCCUGUGUGACCGAGGAGUAAUGGAUGGCUCAGCUUACAUGACGCCCGAGCAGUGGGAAGACCUCAAGCUCCAGCACGACCUGGACACUGUCACGUUGCGAGACACCCGCUAUAUUGCCAUUUUUCACCUGGUGACGGCUGCCGACGGUGCUGAGAAAUUUUAUUCACUGGAGAACAAUGGCAUUCGCAUCGAAUCCAUUGAACAGGCUAAGGCCAUUGACGCACGUACAUGCCGUGCCUGGAUUGGUCACCCGAAGCUCUACGUGUUCGACAACUCGACGACUUUCGAGGGCAAGAUGCAGCGUCUUGUGGACACAGCGGCCGGGUUGUGUGGUAUUCCCACGACGGUUAGGGCAUCCCGAAAGUACUUGCUUACCAAUACACCAGUUGAGAUUCCGUUCCACCACGAGGACUUUGAGGUGGAAAAGGUGUAUCUGAAGCCCGAGGCUGCUAAGACGAGCAAGGACUACUCUUUUGUGCGUUGCCGUUCUCAAUAUGGCAUUCCCGCCUAUGGCAUGACCACCGUUCGCUACCUCAACACCGGUGAUGCUGUGCAUCUCAAGCGCGUUCUCAGUGCGCGUGAGUACUCGUACGCUGUAAGACAUCGCCGUGACCCAGCGCGGAAUGUGAUCAAGCAGCAGCGAAUGUGCUUCCUGUACAAGAACCAAUCGUUUCAGAUCCACGUCUACAAGGAGCCUGUGGAAGUUGCAGCACUCACUGUGCUGCAUGUGCAGGCAUCCUGUGAAAAUGACCAGGACAUUGUCAUGCCGUCGUUCCUGAGCAUUGAGAAGGAGCUGCCUGGCUCGGACGAGACCAUGUCGGCCUAUAACGUGUCGAAGAAAAAUCUCGUGGAUGAUGUCGAGAGAAAAGAGUCGGCGGAAGUGUAG